CAUUCGAAAACUCUUAUUCGGAACGUGAAAGGAAGCAGACGUGUUGCACGGCUACUAUGCAAAUUUCAAAAUAAUUUAAACAAAAACAGAAAGAUUAAACCAACGAGUGUGAAAACAACUUAAAACCACAAUUAACUAACAAGUUAUCUGAAAUUUGGAAAAAGCUCGAAAAUGUGGAACCCAAAAAACGCAGAGGCAGCAGCAUCAACAGCAACAGCAACAACAAGUGAUAGCAGUCAGGAGGAUUGCAGCUGCGCUUCCAGUGUUGAGCAGCGCCCCCCUAAUCCCCAAUCCCCCUCCGACAGUAACGGUAAAAACGCAAAGUCAACAUUUGGCGGCAAAACAACUGAAGAUCAACCAUCGGCCGCCAUUGGCAAGCAAAAAGAAUUAUUUGCACAGAGCGAGACCAGCGAUUCGGGUUUCAUUUCCGGACCGCAAUCCUCGCAGAUCUUCAGCGAGGAGAUCAUUCCCGAAACGGACCAACAGCAAAAGGAGCCUCAGGAAUCCAAGGAUCCGGAGUCAAACCAAAAGGAACAACCGCCGGUGGUUCUCGAUUCUGGCAUUAUUGACGAGGAAGAGGAAGACCAGGCCCCAACAUCCGCCGAUCAAAUGCAACUUAAAAAUAACGCAGACACAGGCAUCCCUCAAUGGACGGUCCAAAGUAACCUGGCCAGUCGCGGCGAACAGCUUAACAACCUGGGUCAGUCCACCCAGAGCCAGGGUUCUGGCACCACCCUGGGCCGCAGCAAGGCCCUCUCAUCCACCGUCACGCCCACCUCAAAUCCCUCGGCUGGAGCUACAUCCGCUCCACUGAGCAGCAUUACCAUCAUGAAACCCUGGGAGCAGUUCUAUCAGCAAAAUGACGACGGCGAUACGCCUCUGCACCUGGCUUGUAUUUCGGGCUCCGUGGACGUGGUGGCCGCAUUAAUUCGCAUGGCCCCGCAUCCGAGCCUGCUCAACAUCCAGAACGACGUGGCCCAGACGCCCCUUCAUCUGGCCGCUCUCACUGCCCAGCCGAACAUCAUGAGGAUGCUCCUACUAUCCGGAGCUGAGCCCACGGUCCGCGAUCGUCAUGGAAACACGGCCCUCCAUCUGUCCUGCAUCGCCGGAGAGAAGCAGUGCGUCCGUGCCCUGACGGAGAAGUUUGGAGCUAUGGAAAUCCAUGAGGCCCAUCGUCAGUAUGGACAUCGUUCCAACGACAAGGCUGUUAGCUCCUUGAGCUACGCCCGCCUGCCCGCCGAUUUGGAAAUUCGCAAUUAUGAUGGUGAACGUUGCGUGCACUUGGCCGCCGAAGCCGGACACAUUGAUAUCUUACGCAUUUUGGUAUCCCAUGGAGCCGACAUUAAUGCCGGGGAGGGCAAAUCGGGUCGCACCCCACUGCACAUUGCGAUCGAGGGCUGCAACGAGGAUCUGGCCAACUUCCUGCUCGACGAGUGCGAGAAGCUCAACCUGGAGACGGCCACCUUUGCCGGAUUGACGGCCUACCAGUUCGCUUGCAUCAUGAACAAGUCCCGGAUGCAGAAUAUCCUUGAGAAACGCGGCGCGGAGACCAUUACGCCACCGGAUAGUGAUUACGACAGUAGCGAUAUCGAAGAUCUAGACGAUACGAAGAUGUAUGAUCGCUUUGGUGAUCCGCGUUAUUUUGUCAGCUACAACGGCGGCAAUCCAAUGACAGUUGCUUGAAUAACCCAACCAUUAUGUACAUACAACCCUAGACUAUAUAUAUUCCCAACCUGGUGGGGUUUAAUUGCUGUUCCCGAACGCACGCUUCCUACUCCUGCCCCGAAAUGUAUGCAAUGCUCCCCGACACACGUUCACGAAACACCAAACGAACCCAGCAACAAUCCAAAAUAAAUGUACUUACUAUCCUGUCCAGCACGAGGAUCUAUCCGCCGAAUACGAACUGCAUGUGAAUUGCUUGUGUAAACGAGAUAGUAUUUUAAAGCGAAAUAAAGCAUAAACGGAUGCCGAA
Messenger RNA from Drosophila bipectinata, 1972 nucleotides. It is a transcript of the gene cact, whose product is annotated as NF-kappa-B inhibitor cactus. Lineage: Eukaryota; Metazoa; Arthropoda; Insecta; Diptera; Drosophilidae. The record is from RefSeq and is a predicted model, not a curated record. Gene Ontology annotation, cellular component: cytosol. Gene Ontology annotation, biological process: cellular response to tumor necrosis factor. Gene Ontology annotation, molecular function: NF-kappaB binding.